AACAAAGAAAUAAGCAUGGGCGAUAUCUUAUAUAUUACGCCAGAAGUGUCUAGACAUCGAAUAGCAUACUCGUGUUUUAUCAUUUCGUCAUUUGUUAAAGUCAAAAUAAUGGAACUUAAUAAAGAGAAACAUGGAAAAUGUACUUUCGAAGAUGCUUUAGACAUUAGCGGAUUUGGCAAAUACAACUACAGUAUGCUUAUACUAUGUUGUUUCUUGAUCCUGGCGAUGUACAUCGACAUCUUCGGGUUCUCGGUAUUAUUACCUAGUGUAUCCUGUGACAUGAGCCUCACGACUGCCCAACAAGGACUGCUAUCAGCUGUUCCGUUGAUAGGUAUAAUGGUAUCUUCGUAUGCCUGGGGACUCUGUGCAGAUACUAUGGGAAGACGAAAAACCCUACUAAUUGCGAUGCCCAUUGGCGCCCUCUUCAACUUAGUAGCAAGCAUAGCUCCUAAUUAUAUCUCACUUUGCGUACUGAAGUUUUUUUCAGCGGGAUUCUCGUCGUCAGCUAAUGCUGCUGCUUUCGUUCUACUCGGGGAAACUAUUCCCAGAGCUCAUAGAAGCCGAUUCAUGUUUCUAAUGGCGAGCGCCACCAUGGUUGGACAGCUCGCUAUCUGUAUUCCAGCUCUACCAGUCUUUCAACUAAAAUUCCACAUUGAAUUGCCCGCGUUAGCCAUGGAGUACCGGCCUUGGCGACUACUGAUGCAGAUCCUCAGCAUUCCGGGUUUGAUUGGAAUCACUGGCAUGUUUUUCCUUAACGAGAGUCCCAAGUUUCUUCUCAGCAAGGGUUUAGAGGAUAAAUCGGUAGACGUAUUGAAGAAGAUGUACCAUUAUAACACAGGGCUGGACCACGAUAAUUAUCCGGUGAAGUCAGUGUGUCUAGACAAUUCUGAAAUAAAAUGGACCACUGAUACUUCUUUCCUGCGACGAAUGUGGAAUCAGACGGCGCCGUUGUUCAAGCCACCACUUCUGCAGAACUCCUUGAAGCUUUAUUGCAUUUUACUCUGCGCUUAUAUGACAUCUACCGGUUUCACGAUGUGGGUGCCAACUAUGACGAAUGCUUACUUCAACGGUGAUGACGUCACGGGAAAAACGUUCUGCGAAGUCGCCAGCGCAGCAGCCCGGCGUUCUUCACAGUAUGCUCGUGUUACGUCCAAUGUUACCAUCGAUUGUGAUAACGUGUUCAAGCCGAUGACACUCUACGCCGUGAUGGUUUACUCGGGACUCUGUGGACUCCUGAACCUUGUUCUCACGUUCAUCGUAGGCUACCUCGGCAAGAAGAAAACCACUCUCCUGGUCUUCAUAGUCACGGUCACCUGUGGGAUAUUCCUUCUCUUCGUGAGGGUACCAAUGCUCAGUAUAUUCCUAUUCUACAUGUUCCCAUAUGUGGCUUUGAUCUUGGGAAACAUAAACACCUACUUGGUUGAGCUGAAUCCCACUUAUUUAAGAGGCAUGGCGACGUGCCUGUCGGUGGUGGUGGCGCGCGGCUUCGGCUUCGUCAGCGUGCAGCUCAUCGCCACACUGCUCGUUGACCACUGCACGCCCAUGAUGUCCGGGUACAUCGUGCUAGUACUCAUCGGACUAGCUACAGCGUGCUUCUUGCCUCCAGACACGAAAGCGACCACAGAAACAUUACCGACAACACAAAACGAAGUGAAGUUAGACAGCAAUGUCAGUUUAAAUACUAUCGAUCAAAGGAAAGAAAGACAUUGAUGGACUUUACACAACUCU
Vanessa tameamea is the source of this 1728-nucleotide messenger RNA. Its product is annotated as putative transporter svop-1. The coding region runs from base 16 to 1710 and encodes 564 amino acids. The record is from RefSeq and is a predicted model, not a curated record. The transcript has 10 exons. Gene Ontology annotation, biological process: transmembrane transport. Gene Ontology annotation, cellular component: membrane. Gene Ontology annotation, molecular function: transmembrane transporter activity. Lineage: Eukaryota; Metazoa; Arthropoda; Insecta; Lepidoptera; Nymphalidae.